UACCCGAACCCUAACAACUAUCUCCUUCUCUUCCUCAAUUUGUCCCCAAAUCUCUUAAGAAAUUCUCAUUCGCCACCCCCUGAAAUUCAGCUGUAUGCAUCUCUAAGAUUCAAAUUCUGAUUCAUUUUUGCUUUCAAAUCAUUUAUCCCCAACCAAUUCUCAUCUCAAAUUCAUUUCCUCUACUGUUACAGAUCUCUCCCUCCGUGUUUCAUUUCUAGGGUUGCGGAAAUGCCGGUUAAUCUGACGCAGAAUGCGAUUUCGGCCAUCAACGCCGGAGACGUGAACUCGAAGCCUCUGGUUCAGGUGCUCGACAUUAAGCUCAUCGGCAACACUCAGGAACGCUACCGUUUUCUGAUCUCGGAUGGAGUCUCGACUCAGCACGCAAUGCUGGCCACUCAGCUCAACGACCGAGUCAAGUCUGGCCGAGUCCUCAAGGGCUCUGUCGUUCAGUUGAUCGAUUAUAUCUGCAGCACCGUUCAGAAUCGCAGGAUUAUUGUUGUUCUAAACAUGGAAACUAUUAUACCAGAUUGUGAAAUAAUUGGGAAUCCAAAAAUGUUUGUGGAAUCUGAUUCAGUAGGCCAGAAACCAGUACCUGAUAAUAACCGUGGACACACAACAGCGGCUACCAGUAACAAUUAUCUGGGAGCCCAAAAUGCUGGAAAUGAUAUGCAAAAUUUCCGCACCACUGUUCAACCAGCGUACCAACCUCCUCCAAGCUAUAAAAAUCGUGGGGCGAUCAUGAAGAAUGAGGCACCCGCAUGCAUAAUUCCAAUUGCUGCUCUGAAUCCUUAUCAAGGUCGGUGGGCCAUCAAAGCAAGAGUAACAGCUAAAGGAGACAUCCGCCGUUACAACAAUGCCCGGGGAGAUGGAAAAGUAUUCUCCUUUGACCUUCUUGACUCUGAUGGAGGUGAAAUACGGGCCACCUGCUUCAAUGCUGUUGUUGACCGCUUCUAUGAUGUUAUUGAGAUUGGUAGAGUCUAUUUGAUAUCAAAGGGUAGCUUGAAACCUGUACAGAAGAACUUCAACCAUCUGAGAAAUGAAUGGGAGAUAUUUUUGGAGACAACUUCAACAGUUGACCUUUGUGUGGAAGAAGAUGGUUCUAUACCAAAACAGCAAUUCUCCUUCAAACCUAUCAGUGAAAUUGAGACAGCUGAAAAUAAUUCCAUCAUUGACAUUAUUGGUGUUGUACUAACAGUUAACCCUUCAGUCCCUAUCUUGAGGAAGAAUGGAAUGGAAACUCAACGGAGAAUUCUAAAUCUCAAGGAUCAAUCUGGGCGGAGUGUUGAAUUAACUCUAUGGGGUGAUUUCUGUAAUAGGGAAGGUCAAAGACUACAAGAAAUUGUCAAUUCUGGGCUUUUCCCGGUUUUAGCUGUCAAAGCUGGGAAAGUUAAUGACUUCAAUGGGAAAUCUAUAGGAACAAUUUCUUCUACCCAGCUCUUUAUAAAUCCAGAUUCUUCAGAGGCCCACAGCCUGAGAGUCUGGUUUGAUCAAGGGGGGAAAGAUACUGUUUCUCAGUCCAUCUCUAGGGACACUAUGCCUGGAGGACCAAAAAGUGAGAUUCGUAAAACUGUAUCUCAAAUCAAGGAUGAAGGAUUGGGAAGGUCAGAAAAACCAGAUUGGGUGACAGUUAAGGCAACCAUAUCUUUCAUCAAGACAGAUACAUUCUGCUACACUGCCUGCCCUUUGAUGGUUGGUGAUAGGCAGUGUAAUAAGAAAGUGACAAAGUCAGGAAACUCACGAUGGCAAUGUGACAGGUGCAAUCAAGAAUUUGAGGAAUGUGAUUACAGAUACCUCCUUCAAGCUCAAGUUCAGGAUCAUACAGGUUUGAUGUGGGUCACGGCUUUCCAAGAAUCAGGGGAAGAGAUCUUAGGUUGCUUGGCGAAGGAGUUGUACUUCCUGAAAUAUGAAGAGCAGGAUGAUGUCAAAUUUGCAGAAACCAUCCGCAGCUGUCUCUUCACUGAAUAUCUUUUCAGACUUAAAAUCAAAGAGGAACUUUAUGGUGAUGAACAGAGGGUGAAAAUUACAGUUGUCAGGGCAGAGAAGGUGAACUAUUCUGGAGAGAGCAGAUACCUGCUUGGUUUGAUCUCGAGAGCACAGCCUCGCUGAAUAAUUCUAAACCAAAUUGAAUAGCUAGUAAAGAAGAACAGCCGAAUCCUGGUGAGGAGCUUGUGGUUACUCAUUUUAUAAAUAAAUGCUAGCUGAUCAAUAUUUGGGCGCAUUAAGGACAAGGUGCGGUUACACGUAAUUCUUGAUGUAGUUUUCCACUUACAAUUGAGAAUUUAGAUGUCGCAAUUGAAUACCCACUUGAAGUUAUAAACAACACAGAGCCAUUGCUUUCCCUGGGUAUUGGUCGAGCUAAAUAGAUCCUGUAGCCACUGCCCAGUUUUAUCAUGGAGUACUUGUAGGUAGUCAUACAAGAAUUAUAGAGCUUUUCUUACAAAUUC
Molecule: messenger RNA, 2444 nt
Organism: Diospyros lotus (date-plum)
Lineage: Eukaryota; Viridiplantae; Streptophyta; Magnoliopsida; Ericales; Ebenaceae
Product: replication protein A 70 kDa DNA-binding subunit A
Exons: 2
Coding region: 229-2106 (625 amino acids)
Biological process (GO): nucleotide-excision repair; DNA replication; telomere maintenance via telomerase
Cellular component (GO): DNA replication factor A complex; nucleus
Molecular function (GO): single-stranded telomeric DNA binding; damaged DNA binding
Source: RefSeq, a predicted model, not a curated record